GCCCCGCCGCGCCCGGCCGCGCUGAGCCGCCGCCUGCCCGCACCCAUGCCGGCCCCGGCCGGCCUCCUGCUCCUCGCCGCCGCCGCGCUGGCCGCGGGCGGGGGCACGGCGCGGGGAGAGCCUGCUCCGCCAUCCUCCAGCAGCGACAUCGUUUAUCCCAUCAAGGUUGACGAGAGCGGAUCAUUCCUGUCCUACGAUUUGUCCCACCGAGCCCUCCACCGAAGGUCUCCUUCCUCCAGGAGCAAGUUUCUCGCCUUCUAUGAGCUGCAUUACAAAGGACAACCCCUGAGGUUCAACCUGAGCCUGAACAACUACCUCCUGGUGCCGGGGUUCGUCAGCGAGCGGCGAUACGGGGGCAUCGCUCACGCCAAGAUCCAGUCUCACACGUACAACUCCUGCCAUAUGAUCGGGGAGGUUCGGAGCCGGGCGCUGACGGGAGGGCUGGCCGCGCUCAGCACGUGCGAUGGCCUGAAAGGCGUGUUUCGGCUCAUGAACGAGGACUAUUUCAUCGAACCGGUGUCCACCAGCUUUCAGGAGGACGGAGCGGCGCAGCCCCACAGGAUAUACAAGCGCCAGGCGCCCGAGCGCGGGGCAGAGCAGGGCAGGAGCCCACCAGCUCCGCAGGAAGCCUGUGGCGUGCAAGAAUCUCAGGAAAGCCUGGAGAGGUCUGAGAAGCGGAGGGAAAGAUGGGAACAGAGGCAGCACAGGAAGAGAAGAAUAAGGCAGCGCUCCAUCAGCAAGGAGAAGUGGGUGGAAACGCUGGUGGUGGCAGACACCAAGAUGAUAGAAUACCACGGGAGCGAGAACAUAGAGAAGUACGUGCUGACCGUGAUGAACAUGGUGGCGGGUCUGUUCCACCAUGCCAGCAUUGGGAACCCCAUCAACAUUGCGAUAGUGCGACUCAUCCUGCUGGAGGACGAAGAGGAGGAUCUGAAAAUCUCCCACCAUGCAGACAACACCUUGAGAAGCUUUUGCAAAUGGCAGAAGAGCAUCAACAUUAAAGGAGAUUCCCAUCCCCUGCAUCAUGACGUCGCAGUCCUGCUCACAAGGAAGGACAUCUGCGCGGCGAUGAACAGGCCCUGCGAGACCCUGGGCCUGUCCCACGUGGCGGGGAUGUGCCAGCCCCACAGGAGCUGCAACAUCAACGAGGACACGGGACUGCCCCUGGCCUUCACUGUGGCCCAUGAGCUCGGACACAGUUUUGGGAUUCAGCAUGAUGGAAGCAGCAAUGACUGUGAGCCAGUUGGGAAAAGACCUUUCAUCAUGUCUCCACAGCUCCUGUAUGACACGUCCCCACUCACCUGGUCCCGCUGCAGCCGGGAGUACAUCACACGAUUCCUAGACCGAGGCUGGGGGCUGUGCCUGGAUGAUCCCCCUGCCCGGGAGGUGCUGGACUACCCCUUGGUGCCCCCGGGCGUCCUCUACGAUGUGGGCCACCAGUGCCGGCUGCAGUACGGCGCCUACUCCACCUUCUGCGAUGACAUGGACAGCGUCUGCAACACGCUGUGGUGCACGGUGGGGAACACGUGCCACUCCAAGCUGGACGCUGCCGUCGACGGCACGGCGUGUGGGGAGAACAAGUGGUGCUUCAACGGCGAGUGCGUGCCCGUGGGGUACCGUCCAGACGCGAUCGACGGCGGCUGGGCCUCGUGGAGCUCGUGGGCUGCCUGCUCGCGCAGCUGCGGCGCGGGCGUGCAGAGCGCCGAGAGGCAGUGCAGCAGCCCCACGCCGAAGUACGGGGGCAGGUACUGCCUGGGGGAGCGGAAGCGGUUCCGGAUUUGCAACGUGAGGCCGUGUCCCCUCGACAAGCCCUCCUUCCGCCAGGUCCAGUGCAGCCAGUUCAACCCCAUGCUCUACAAAGGGAAACUCUACAGGUGGACGCCGGUGCCCAACAACAUUAACCCCUGCGAGCUGCAUUGCCGGCCAGAGAACGAAUACUUUGCAGAAAAGCUGCGGGACGCCGUCAUCGACGGGACGCCGUGCUACGAGAUGAACGCCAGCCGCGACAUGUGCAUCAACGGCAUCUGCAAGAACGUGGGCUGCGACUACGAGAUCGACUCCAACGCGGUGGAGGACCGGUGCGGCGUGUGCCACGGGGACGGCUCCACCUGCCACACCAUCAAGAAGACCUUCGAGGACAGCGAGGGGCUGGGUUACGUCGAUAUUGGGAUUAUCCCCGUGGGAGCCCGGGAGAUCCGGAUUGAAGAAGUCGCAGAAGCCGGCAAUUUCCUGGCGCUGCGGAGCGAGGACCCGGAGAAGUAUUUCCUGAACGGCGGCUGGACCAUCCAGUGGAACGGGGACUACAGGGUGGCAGGGACCACCUUCACCUACAAGAGGACAGGGAACUGGGAGAACCUCACCUCCCCGGGGCCCACCGUGGAGCCCGUGUGGAUCCAGCUGCUGUUUCAGGAGACCAACCCCGGCGUGCGGUACCAGUACACCAUCCAGCGCCCGGCCGACAGCGAGAACGAGAUCGAGCAGGCAGAGUUCCUCUGGCGCUUCGGCUCCUGGACCACGUGCACUGCUACGUGCGGGACCGGGGUGCAGCGGCAGAUCGUGCACUGCGUGGAGAAGCUGGCCGGCAUCGUGGAGGAGCAGUACUGCGACGCGCUCACCCGCCCCGACGACCAGCAGAGGACAUGCAGCGAGGAGCCCUGCCCGGCCAGGUGGUGGGUCGGCGAAUGGCAGAAGUGCUCGGCCACCUGCGGCCCGUCGGGGCUGAUGAAGAGGACGGUGCUCUGCAUCCAGAGCGUGGGGCUGGACGAGCAGAGGGCCUUGCAGCAAGCAGACUGCCAGCACCUCUCCAAGCCAGAUGCCACUGCGCCCUGUCACCGGGAGGUUCCCUGUCCCUCCCAGUGGGCCGUGGGGAACUGGUCCGAGUGCUCCGUGACGUGUGGGAACGGGACACAGAGGCGCCCUGUUCACUGCAGCAACAGCACCGGAGCCGCUUGUGACCCCGCAGAAAGACCCAGCUCGGAAACUAUUUGCUCCUUGCUGCAGUGCCAGGAGAAAUUAGACAACACCAACAUGGACUGGUCUGGCAGUGGGUCCUCCAGCAGAGAGAUAUUUAAUGAAAUCCAUUACAUCCCCAGCAACCACAUUGCUAAAUUUAACCCCUUAAUUCCAAAUAUUCCGGAGUCUAAUGAUGUCAAUAUCAUCCCUGAGGAAGACUUCUCAACCAAGAAGGGAAAUGUCUUUGUUGAUGAUUUUUACUACGAUUAUAAUUUUAUCAACUUCCAUGAGGAUCUGUCUUACUAUCCCUUCACAGAGAAGGAGACCAAAGGCGAGGGGCAUAAGCCAGAGCUGAGCACCAACGACGUGGAGGGGUCCCGUGAGAUGCCUGCCGAUGUCCUGCGCACUGUCAAGCCGGGAGCAGGAGCAAGUGAGGACCAUCUGGUGACCAGCGAAGCAAAUGCUUCUGCUGCUGUGCACAGCGAAGGAGAGACAGAGCCUGGGGGUUUAGCCAUAAAUGACCUCCUGAGUGUGGUCCCCGAGGAUGCGGGGACAGCCGCUCCCAAAUAUGCCGUCCCUGACUUAAUGGGUGAGGAGGACGGAGCGCUUGUGCCCGGCUCCGAGGACCACCCACCCACCCAGAGCACCACGAGUCAUGAUUCUGCAAACAGCCACGACCACCUGCCCCCAGAUGAGCCUGGGGGAGCCGUGCCGACAAGGACCAGUCCUGGGCAGGAUGCUCCAGCCCGCGGCCUCGCUCCCUGGGCUCCUUACCUGCCUGAUCCCUCCCCGCCGCUGCCUGCUGGCAGGGGCAGCGCUGGCGCAGCCGAUGCACCCAACAGUCUGGGAGAGCCGGGGAGCAGCGGCGAGGGGCAUACGAGCACAGAGGGGCCAGGUAGCGCCAGCAGCGAGGAGCACGAUGUGGCCGGCUCUGCAGGGAGAGGCCAUGAAGACUCAAGGGAAAUGGGUCUUGUCAUCACCAGUAACGCUAACGGUGCUGCCCCCGAGACCAAGGAGCAGGAAGGGUGGGCAGAAAUGCCGGAGAGGAUGGCAGGCAUGCACGCAGCACCGGCAGCCGACGAGCAAGCCCGUGGGACAGAGAGGGCAGAGCCUUCCUUCCCCACCCCGCAGGGACCAGGGGAGGAGAUGGGAAGGAGUGCUGGCAGCACCCCUCCUGCCACGAGUCCCUAUCCCGUGGGUGCUGACAGGGGCCCCGCGGGGCAGGCAGGGCACCAGCCAGAGCUCUUCACCCCCACGUCCCUGACCUCGGCCCCUUUGGUGGCCACUACAGCCUUUCCAACAGCGGUGUCCUUGUCCCCCGCCAUGCCCGGGCCAGCCACCCAGCUCACCUCCAGCGGCCUCACCCAGCAAGAAGCUCUGGUGCCAGCUGUGCUCACGGCGCCGGCGCACAGCCCUCCCGCGCACCCAGCAGGAGCAUCGCCCUCCGAGUCCCCCCCGGCAUGGUGGACCGUGGGGGUGUCCCACCACCCGGAGCCGGCAUCGCCCCGUGCACAGCAGACCUCCCACAGGGCCCCGCUCAGCAGCACCGCGCCAGGGGAGCGCUCGCCGUGGGCAGCCCCAGGGACGUUUGCUUUCAGCAAUGGGGAGUAUGAGUUAUCCGAGCCCACUCCCACCCCCACACCGCUCUGGGAGAAGGAGGAGAUGGAGAAGGAGGAGAUGGAGAAGGAAGAGAUGGAGAAGGAAGAGAUGGAGAAGGAAGAGGCUUUGCUUCUGCAAUCGACCACUGUGGCAGCCGCUGCAAUCCCCAGCUGGGAGGUUGGGAACUGGAGCGAGUGCUCGGCCACCUGCGGCGUGGGCGCGAUCUGGAGGACCGUGCGCUGCAGCACCGGCAGCGACGACGGCUGUGCCGCUGCGAACAAACCCGUCCCUGCUCGGAGGUGUUCCCUGAGACCGUGUUCGUCGUGGCGCGUGGGGAACUGGAGUAAGUGCUCCAGGAGCUGCGGCGGGGGGAUGAAGGUUCGGGACGUGCACUGCGUCGACACCAGAGACCAGAGGCUCCUGCGGCCCUUCCACUGCCAGGCUGUCCUCUACAAACCGCCCGCGCAGCUCCCCUGCCAGAGCGCGCCGUGCCUGGACUGGUACACGUCCUCCUGGAGGGAGUGCUCGGAGGCGUGUGGCGGCGGGGAGCAGGAGCGGCUGGUGACGUGCCCGGAGCUGGGCCGCUGCGAGGAGGCGCUACGGCCCAACACCACCCGGCCCUGCAACACGCACCCCUGCACCACCUGGGUGGUGGGCUCCUGGGGAGAGUGCACGGCUCCCUGCGGCGGGGGCAUCCAGCAGCGCCAGGUCAAGUGCAUCAACACCAAGACGGGGCUGGCUGAGGAGGACAGCAGCCUCUGCGACCACAAGCCCUGGCCCGAGAGCACGCAGAAGUGCAACCCGCAGGACUGCGAGAGCUCCGAGUCGGGCUUCGUCUGCGAGCGCGAUCGCUUGACGUUCGGCUUCUGCCAGACCCUGCGGGUCCUGGGAAGGUGCCACCUCCCGACGGUCCGUCUCCAGUGCUGCCGAAGCUGCCGCCAGCACGGGCACCACGUGGCACCCGACCGGGACCGCGGGGACGAGCGGGCCUCCAGGAGGUGACAGGACCGUCCCCGAGGGCGAGAAGCACCAGGACCCACGGCAGCUCCCGCGGCGGCACGGCGGAGGCGGAGGGAGCUGGGUCACGGCCAGGACUCGCGGCUCUGCCUCGUCCCGCGGCAGCACCGGCCGGUGCCGCCCGCGAGCCACGCGGUGCUCUUUCGAAACAUGGGGAAGGCUUGAUUUCUUUUAUUUGUGCUACUCUAUAACGGUGCUCAAACCAUCGGUCUGAUAAAAAAAAAAAGGUCUGGCGUGGGCUGGGUGUGCGGGGCCCGCCGGGCCCGCGGGAGGUGCGGGGGCAGCCGGACCCUCCGUCAGGGUCACGCUGCCACUGGGCGACCAGCGAGGAAACAUUUUGAGGAAGGGAAACCGAAAGCAUCAAUAAUUCGGGGGAGACCUCUCAGAAAUGCUUAUGGUGCUAUCACUUGACAUUUUCAGCCUCUUAUUGGUGUUGGCAGGCCAGCACGAAACUCUUGACUUUUGUUAUUAUUUUUAUAUACAUGAAGUGAGCAUCUAGCAUCCACCAGUACAGCCGACCUUUUGGAUUAGGUUUUUUUUUUUUUCCUUAAGGGACUUGAAGCUGGCAACCCAUUUCUGUAAUUUUCAUUAAAAUGAUUAUGCACUGAAGCUAGCCGUAAUUUAAGAUAUGGAGACAGGGCAGAGGAAUAAAGUAUUACCUGCAGUUACCCCCGCGAGUCCGGGGCUCACGGUGUGUGCCAAGGCUCCGUACCCUCGCUGCCCCGCUGCUGGCUCUGUGUGCCAAAGCCGUUGCCCGUAUCGCUCCGGGGCAGAGGGGGUGGUCAGGGACACCAAGGCACGAGUGGAAUGGGUUUGGAGCCAAACAGUGCAUUCCCUGGUGUGUGUUUGCGACGGAGCGGGAAAGCUGCUCUGGCCCCGGUGGUGAGCAGCAUCCCCUUCGCUGCAUCCUCCCUCGUGAGCAGCGAGGUACGCACACCCCGGGAUUUCCGUAUGCAGUUACGGCGUAGCAGUUUAAUGGUUGGUUAAGGUGUUUUUCUAUGUUCAUACAAGCUAAAACCCUUUUUUUUUCCUGCUUAUAUAGAUUCACCUCUGUUAAGGUUAGUUGAUUCUUUUAACUAGAAUAUCUGAUAUUGUACGAGGAGCGGCACUCGGCCGGCACAGCCCCACUGCCCGGUCCGGGGGUGUCGUAUGUUACUCGCUCCCUGCCUUAGGGAGGAUUUGCUCUUAGGUUGGUCCCCAGAAGAGGGUCAGGAGCAUUUUGGUAGGAAUUCCUUGCUGCCAUGAAGGCAAUCCUACUUGCGUUGAACGGAGACAGGCUGGAGCCCAGCGCCGCCGCGCAGUCACACAGCCCAGGGUGCGUUUCUUCUUCGCCUGUGCUGUCGGGAACGAUGUUCAGUCCCAUAGCGGGGAAAUUCCUGCCUGUAAUUUGUAUGUAAAACACAAGCCAUGACUUCACCAUCUGUGUUUCAUUCCUUUCCAACAUGGUGUAAAUUUUUAUGUUUCAAA
Messenger RNA from Phalacrocorax carbo (great cormorant), 7035 nucleotides. NCBI's taxonomy places the organism in Eukaryota, Metazoa, Chordata, Aves, Suliformes, Phalacrocoracidae. The record is from RefSeq and is a predicted model, not a curated record.